UCCCUGGCCCGGAGGGGAGGCAGAGGCAGCAGCAACUACCACCAUCAGAGUAAUCUAAUCUCCCCUCUUCUCCCGCUUGGCCUCUUCCCCUGCAGUGCCGUCUGCAGCGGCCUCCAAAGCAUCAACCCCAUCCAACGACCAACCCGCUUCCAACAAAGACGCCAUCAACAGCGACAAGGCAGCAGCAGACAAGGCAGGGAUGGAGGGACUGCAUCGGCCAGAGGAGGAGGAGAACGGGAGGAAGCCGGCGCCGGUGGUCCUCCUCAGGCUGUUCGGCGUGGACGUCGUCGCCGACGAGGAGCCGGAUGACAACGACAUCGGGUUCGAGCUCAGGAAGAGUUCGAGCAUGCAGAACCUCACCAUCCCCUCCGCCGAGCCGCUCCUGCCGCACGGGGAGGCCGGCGAGGGCAAGGUGUACGCCUCCGACGAUCUGGAGCUGGCCUCCAGGCAGCAGAAGCGCCGCCGCCGCAAGGCCCAGGAGAGGAAGAAAGGGAUUCCGUGGACCGAGGAGGAGCACAGGAAGUUCCUGGACGGCCUGAGGCAGCUGGGCAAGGGGGACUGGAGGGGCAUCUCCAAGAGCUUCGUGACCACCAGGACGGCGACGCAGGUGGCCAGCCACGCCCAGAAGUACUUCCUCCGCCAGACCAACCCCAGCAAGAAGAAGCGCCGGGCCAGCCUCUUCGACGUCGGCAUCGCCGACUUCGGCGACGAUCAGUUUCAGGUGCCGCCAAGCCCUCCAAACAGUGCCACUAAGCCUGCUCCUGUUCAGGAGAUAAUUCAUACCGACCGCGGCGAUGUCCCUGUAAUUUCUGCAGAUGCAUUCCCGAUACCAAGCUGUAGGGGCUUCGGAGGGAUUUUAUUAGGGAAUAACAUUCAGGUUAGUGAACUGACUAAUUACUUCGUGACGACAAUGGGUCACGGCGAGACGUCGCUCGCGUCCAUGUCCUCCGGCCUGGAACCGGCCUCGUCCGUCAGCAGCCUGGAGCUCAGCAUCGCCGUCAACAAUCUGGAGCUCAGCAUCGCGCCUCCCGCUCGCUACGGCUGCGGCGGCGCUGCCGGGGCAAUCAAAGUGCUGUGACUCCAGGCGCGCCGGGCUGCUCGGGCUCAGCCGCCGCGAUCUCUGUACCAGCUGCACGCAGGCACCUCCUGCCUGUUCGAUCUUGUUGUUGUCGUCGUCUUUGUUGUGCUAAUAACUUCGUGUUCGUCGUCGAUGGCGUGCCGGCGUUCUAUAGUUUCAUGUAAUCCUAUCCUAGUAUACUACUACUACAGGAAGAAAGUUUGUGCUGGUUGGUUGGUAGUAGAAGCUGUUGAGCAGAAAUCAGAUUUACUAUUUGUUGCA
Molecule: messenger RNA, 1339 nt
Organism: Panicum virgatum (switchgrass)
Lineage: Eukaryota; Viridiplantae; Streptophyta; Magnoliopsida; Poales; Poaceae
Product: transcription factor MYBS2-like
Exons: 5
Coding region: 200-1078 (292 amino acids)
Biological process (GO): response to auxin; response to gibberellin; response to ethylene
Molecular function (GO): DNA binding
Source: RefSeq, a predicted model, not a curated record